Messenger RNA from Trematomus bernacchii (emerald rockcod), 3354 nucleotides. RefSeq lists its product as uncharacterized. The transcript has 2 exons. The record is from RefSeq and is a predicted model, not a curated record. Bases 1 to 3108 code for a protein of 1035 amino acids. Gene Ontology annotation, molecular function: nucleic acid binding; RNA-DNA hybrid ribonuclease activity. Lineage: Eukaryota; Metazoa; Chordata; Actinopteri; Perciformes; Nototheniidae.
AUGGCUCAUCCAUGUAGCGCCUGUAUGGCUUCUCUCGAGCCCGAGGAUGGCCACGACCGCUGCCCCUCUUGUCUUGGUCUCGAGCAUUUGAGGGAGGGUCUCAUGCAGGACGCCUGCAUGAACUGUAGCUGCAUGCCGUGGGCGCUUAGAGCGGCCAGAGUCGCAGAGGUGGAGUGUCUGGCAGCAGCCAACGGACACCUCUCCUUGUCGCAUCUUCCCCCAGGUCAGUUUGGCCGUUCCCGGCGACCCGAGGGCGCGAUGGCUACGGGUUCGCCCCCCAACAGGCUGUCCUCUAAGGUGGAUCGGUUAGCCGCCGACAUGGACAUGAUGAAGUCGCUCCUCUUAGCCCUUCAACCAGGGGCCGGUAUAGGGGCUGCUGGCUUGCCGCCUGCCCCUCCUUCGGUUGCCGCACCUCUGCAUGAGGAUGCCAUGUCACUAGCGGCCUUGGCUAACCUCUUCAACGAAGAGGUGGAGGACGAGGCCCCGCUCACUUCCGGGGAGGCUUCCCACUCCUCUGCUCAGGGCUCUCUGCAGGGCGUGGAGGACGCCUCCAUGGCGGCCAUUAUUCGUGCGGCCCUGGCACACUUGCAGCUUCCUGUUCCGCAGGCCGACGCGGCUCAGGCUAGCGCCUUCUUCAGGCGUAGCCCUACCCCUGUCCCCCUCACUGUUCCUCCUUCGGAGGAGUACCUGAGGGAGCUCCAUGCAUGCUGGAGAGACACCAAGACCCUCUCCCGCUUCAGCUCUGAUGCCCGGACCCUGGCUGCCAUGCAGGAUCCGGCGAGGGUGGGGCUGGGUCGCAUGCCACCCAUCGAGCCUGCCAUCGCCUCCCUGAUUCUGGCUCCUGAUGAGGCCCUAAGGCCUGAUGCCAGGUGCCCUCUGCCUCAGUGCAGGGUCACUGAUGAACUGCUCUGUAAGGCCUAUGACGCAGCGGCACGCAUGGGUCGUAUCGGGAACUCUCUCUCCCAUCUAAUGCUGGCCGCCUCCGCCGCUCUGCAGCAGGCUCCGGCUGAGCCUUCUUUGCUGGGCCUCAGUGACGCUUCACUGCAGGCCUUUUGGUUGGCUCAGUCACCACUAACGGAGACAUGUAGGAGUGUCCUCCGCGGCGUGCCGGUCGAACCAGGGGAGCUGUUUGGAGCAGCUGCCCUGGCGGCACUAGAGCGUGCUGCCCAAGCUAGACAGACCAGGCAGCAGCUCUCGGGUCUACGUAGGCCUGUGCCUACUCCCAGCAGGCCCAGGGGCCCCUCUAGCAGCCGCACUCUGCCACUGGCUUUCAGUGGUGGUCUGCGGAGGUCCCAGCGGUCUACUCAACCGCCUCCUAAUGACUUUCGUGCCCCCGGUCGCCAGCCUGCUAGGCAGCCCCGUGCCCCACAGCCUUACCGCCGCCCCCCAAGGGAGCUGUCCGUCCUCUUGGCCAAGGGCGCAAUCGAGCCAGUGGACCCCCUGCUUCAGUCCGGGGGAUUCUACUCGGCGUACUUUCUGGUGAGCAAGAAAGUCGGCGGAUUUCGUCCAGUACUGGACCUCAGAGGAAUCAACAGAUUCCUGAGGGUGCUGCCCUUCCACAUGCUGACCACAGCAGACACCCUCCGUGUUGUCACACAGGGGGAGUGGUUCACAACCGUGGACUUGAGGGACGCCUACUUCCACGUGCCGAUUGCGUCCCACCACCGGAAGUUCCUGAGGUUUGCCUUUCAGGACCAGCAUUAUCAGUUCCGGGUACUUCCCUUCGGUCUCUCCCUCUCUCCAAGGGUGUUUACCAGGGUCGUGGUGGCAGCUCUCGCACCCCUGCAGGCACAGGGCAUGAAGGUCCUGCCGUACCUAGACGACUGGCUGGUUUGUGCGCCGUCCCGGUCCCAAGUGGCCCAGGAUACGGCGCGCCUCUUAUGUCACGUAGCCCGGUUGGGCCUGACAGUAAACACCGGGAAGAGCUGCCUGGUCCCCUCCCAACAGGUCACUUACCUGGGGUUGGUCCUAGAUUCGGUCGCCAUGAGGGCCUGCCUAACACCUCGUCGUGUGGACGACAUUUCCCACCUUCUCCCCAUCUUCAGGCUGGGCAAGAAUGUGCCUUACAUUCAGUUCCUCCGGCUCUUGGGCAGACUGACGGCUGCCUCAGCCGUUGUGCCCUUAGGUCUGCUGUCGCUGCGCCCUAUGCAGAUAUGGCUGAACAGCCUUCACUUGGACGCCAAGUGGCACAGGCACAGGAGGGUCAGGGUGUCGCGCCAGUGCCUUCACUCUCUGUCACGCUGGAGAAACAGGGCCUAUCUUCUGAUGGGAGCGCCCAUGGGCGCCAUCCCAUCCCGCCGGGAGACUGUCACUGUAGAUGCAUGUCUCUCAGGGUGGGGUGCGGUGUGGCAGGGCAGGACUGUUCAGGGUCUGUGGUCCGCCCAGGAAGGUGCAUAUCACAUCAACGUGCUAGAGCUUCGCGCUGUGCUGCUUGCGCUCAGGCACUUCUUACCCCAACUGACGGACAGGCAUGUGCUUGUUCGUUCGGACAACAUGUCCGCGGUUUCCCAGAUCAACCACCAGGGGGGCACCAGGUCCGCACAGCUGCUCCGGGUUUCACAGAGCCUCUUGUCUUGGGCGUCUCCCCGCUUGGCCAGCCUGCGGGCAGUCUUUCUACCAGGGGACCAAAAUCAGGUGGCAGAUUUCCUCUCUCGGCACAAACCUCCACCAGGGGAGUGGAGGCUUCACCCAGAAGUGGUGGAGACAAUCUGGAGCCUUUUCGGCAGGGCCGAGGUGGACCUCUUUGCCUCGGAGGAGUCGAGGCACUGCCCCCUCUGGUUCUCCUGGGCAGAGGUGACCAGCCCAAUGGGGCAGGACGCUCUGGCACACGACUGGCCAGACAGUCUCCUGUACGCCUUCCCGCCGCAGCCGCUGUUAUUACAGACGCUUCAGAGGGUCCUUACUCAGGGGCACAGGCUCCUUCUGGUCGCCCCCCGCUGGCCGGGGAGAGUUUGGUUCCCGCUGCUACGCAGUCUCUGCUGCGGCCCACCAUGGCGCCUCCCCGACAGGAAGGACCUUCUGUCACAGCUCAGGGGUCAGAUCUGGCAUCCCGACCCUCACCGCCUCCAGCUCUGGGCUUGGCCUCUGCGGGGCCCAACCCACUGUUGAGUGCUUUUUCGGCAUCGGUCAGGGAAACUAUCCUGAAUGCCAGAGCACCAUCCACUCGAGCACAGUACGAGUGCAAAUGGAAGCUCUUCUCCCACUGGUGUUUGGGUAAGGCUGAGAAUCCGGGGCAUUGCUCUGUGGCCACCAUUCUGGAGUUCCUGCAGUCCCUUCUGGAUAGUGGACGUUCUCACUCCACUUUGAAGGUAUAUACGGCUGCUAUCUCUGCCCAACAUGUCGGGGUCGACGGCG